AUGAGGUCACUAAGCCUUCUAUCACAGUCUAGCCUUCGGCAUUCUGAACCUCUCACCGGUGAUCAUGCAUGCUUGCAUGUUAAUCCAGAGACCAAUGACGUAUACUUGGCUGGACUGGAAGAUACAGAGUAUGUGUUGUCGAAAAUUGUAUACAAUCAGGAUGGGACUACACUUAAGCCUCACAAACAACCAAUACUGGGAUUUCCCGCAGAGGAGAGUGGUCGUAUCGUGAAUAUCCAUUUUCUGAUUGACACUCAGACCGUUUGUAUUGCCUUUGCUAAAGGAGCUAUCGGUCUGAUUGAUGGUGAUCAGUAUGAUGUCGUGGGGGAGGUUGAAUCAGGAAUAAGGUGUAUGGAAUGGAGUCCUGAUGAAGAGUUAGUUAUCAUUGUAAGCGGCGUCGGCACUAUCAUGAUAAUGACAAAAGACUUUGAUGCGAUUACCGAAUUUCCUAUUAAUGUCGAUGAGGAGGGUGAAGCUGCGCCAAUAUCCCUCGGCUGGGGUAAGAAAGAAACACAAUUUCAUGGUUCAGAAGGCAAACGGGCAGCGCAGGUCAAGUUUGAUAUCUCGCAAUACACAAAGUCACCAGACGACGAUAUGAAAACACGGAUAUCUUGGUGCGGAGAUGGAAGCUAUUUCUGUUGUUCCGAGUAUGACUCUACGAAAGGUCAGCUAUCUUACUAUAGACAACUAUCCAUUAGACAGCUUGAUCGGUUGGAAGGAAUAUUACAGAAUACUAGUGAGCCUGUUGAUCAGUUAGAGCACGUUUUAUCAUGGCGUCCCGCGGGAAACUUGAUUGCUUCAUCGCAGCGCCUUCCACAUCGUCAUAUAAUCUGUUUCUUUGAACGCAACGGAUUGCGACAUGGUGAUUUUGUAUUGCGCGAAACGGGAGAACAUAGAUUAGUUGAAGUCGCAUGGAAUUGCGAUUCGUCUAUUCUUGCUGUCUGGCUGGUGAGAAAAGACACAAGUUCAUCAGUGCAGUUGUGGAGUAUGAACAAUUAUCACUGGUACCUGAAGCAAGAAAUCAAUAGUAGUGCAGACGAUCAAAUUGUUGCUAUUCAAUGGGACACUGAGAUUUCGUUGAGAUUGUAUUUGGUUACAAAAUUUGCCUACCGUCGACUGGAUUACUCGUGGGAGGUUUUCUCUUCGCCGAUACUGUCUCCGCAUAACAAUGCAGCAGUAGCAGUGAUUGAUGGAUCCUCAUUGCUCCUAACUCCAUUCAAACACAUGAACGUCCCACCACCAAUGAGCGCGUUUACACUCUCCCUCCCUGCUCCGGCAUCUUAUGUGUCAUUUGGGCCGUUUAAUAGGUGUAACGAUUUUAGCGUUCUUCUCAAUAAUUCUCAACUUGCUCUUUUCGACUGGACUACGGAAUCAAACCAAUUGCGCUCGCCACCAAUAGAAGCAGGAAUUGUCAACUUGAGCGAAUAUGAAAGUAUUAGACAUGUGUUAUGGAAGGAUCAAAAGACGUUCGUGUUUGUGAAUGCAGCUGGCAUCGAGGACAAGGAGGAAAUUGUCGCGAUCGGAAUAGACAUUGAGGGAAAGCAAGGACAGGAUGACAAGGAAAAAACUAGAAAUUUGGUGGUGAUUGAAAGAGCCGUUUUAAAAUUGGAAAAAAGCGUGGUUCGGUUGUGGAAGAGUGGGAUCUCGGAGAGAGUGUUUAUCGAAGAUUUUGAUGGCGAUGUAUAUGAAGUUCUCUUCAACACGGAAACCUCACCAACGUCAAUAUCACUCUCGUCACUCGUAACACACCUUCCCGAACCAUGCCCAUAUGUCGCAUCUAUCGAUCUGCCAACAAGCACGGAAACACCAAUCAUAAUAGCUCAGAGUGAACGCAACAAGUUAUAUGCAAAUGACCGAUUAAUCGCGGCAGACUGUACGUCGUUCUUUGUCCACAACAAGUUUCUGGUAUUUACUACGUUAAAUCACCAUGCCCGAUUUCUGAGUAUAAGUACGGAUGAUGAAAUUAAAGAGCUCGGAAAUACGGUUUUGGUGACGUCACCAGAUGUGAAAGACGAGACAACGAGACGCGUCGAAAGAGGGUCAAAAAUAAUCAUUGCUGUUCAAUUCGGUACAUCGUUAAUACUACAGAUGCCUCGUGGUAAUUUAGAAACCAUUCAUCCUCGCCCUCUGGUUCUUUCUACUGUAUAUGCCUCCCUCGAUGCGCUCCAUUAUCGUCCUGCACUCUUGUCUUGCCGUAAGCAUCGCUUGGAUCUCAAUAUCAUUCAUAACUAUGCCCCUCAGAUAUUUCUACAGAACGUUGGAAAGUUUGUAAGAGAUAUCGACAAGACAGAUCUAUUUAAUUUGGUUUUAUCCGGUUUGAGUGGCGACCCUGGUACAAUAAAUACAAUAUGCGAUAGUAUUCGCAGAGUACUCGAGUCUGCUGAUUUCAAAAAAUAUAUACAGCCGAUCCUCACUACUUAUGUGAAGAAGACACCAGCUGACCUUGAGGGUGCACUGAAUGUGUUGGCUGAUACAAAACAAAAAGAUCCGAUCUUGGCGGAAUCGGCAUUAAAGUAUAUGAUAUUUCUUGCCGAUGCUGAUCGAUUGUAUGACAUCGCACUGGGAAUGUAUGAUUUUAGUCUUGUGUUGAUGGUCGCUCAACAGUCACAGAAAGAUCCUCGAGAAUAUCUUUCAUUCUUGACUGAAAUUCAAAAACACGAUAAAUAUUAUCAACGGUUCAAGAUAGACGAUCACCUUAAGCGACACGAGAAAGCAGUAAGAAAUUUGGCGUUAGCUGGAGACAAGUAUUUUGACGAGUGUUUAAAGUAUACGCAAAAACAUGGACUCUAUUUGACUGCACUUGAAUCGUUUGAGAAAAGGAGCGAUAAGUACAAGGUUGUAAUAGAGCUAUAUGGCGAUUACCUUAUGUCAGAACAAAAAUAUGAAGAGGCUGGAGUUGCAUACAAGUUAUCAGAAACUCCUAGAAAAGCACUCGAGGCAUACAAGGCAGCAGGUUCAUGGCGAGAAGCCAUCAUAAUUGCUCAACAACUGGAAUUUUCACCGGAUGCCAUAGUGGGCCUUUCUAGAGAAAUUUCCGAGAUAUUGGUUGAGAAGAGACAAUAUGUAGAAGCAGCAAGAAUGCUUUUAGAUUAUACGGGGGAUCCCGAAGAGGCCAUACCCUUGUUUGGUAAAGGUUAUCAAUGGAGUGAAGCCAUUCGUAUCUGCUAUCUACGAAAUCGACGAGAUUUGAUAGAAACACACGUAAAACCAAGCAUAAGUGAAGGCUACGAACAUGUCAUUGAAGAUAUAACAGAGAUGUCGACUCAAUUCCAUAAACAAACCAAGAGACUUGUUGAACUUAAAGAAAAGCGAAUGGCACAGGAAGAAGUUGAUCAAUCAAUCGACAACGUCGAUGUUAUGUCGGAUACAAGCUCAAUGGCAAGUGAUUUUACUCGAUAUACCGUAUCUGCUUCUCGGUUAAGUACGGCUUCGAAAAGAACCGCCAAAUCUGCCAAGACGCGUCGGCGCGAAGAUCGUAAACGCGCACGUGGUAAAAAAGGAAGUCCAUACGAAGUGGAGUACCUGUUUGAUUCUCUUUCAAGGCUAGUGGAUCGGUUUAACACACUUCAAGGCGACGUCAAGACUAUACUACACACGUUUAUGUCUCUAGCAUAUGUUGAUAAAGCAAAGAAUUUGCAAAACUCGUUUGGCAAGCUAGAAGAAGACAUUGUUGCAGGGAUUGAACAAUUAGAUGUGAAUGCAAGUGCAUACAUUCCGGUACAAGUCACGCUAGAUGACCAAACACAACCGACGCAAGCACAAUUUACAAAGCCAUCCGUUAGGAAACAAGCGUGGAAGAUCGAAGUGCUAGAAAACUUGUGA
Paraglomus occultum is the source of this 3822-nucleotide messenger RNA. Lineage: Eukaryota; Fungi; Glomeromycota; Glomeromycetes; Paraglomerales; Paraglomeraceae. The record is from the annotation of a GenBank genome assembly.